Messenger RNA from Drosophila novamexicana, 637 nucleotides. Its product is annotated as nuclear cap-binding protein subunit 2-A. The transcript has a single exon. Bases 83 to 547 code for a protein of 154 amino acids. The record is from RefSeq and is a predicted model, not a curated record. NCBI's taxonomy places the organism in Eukaryota, Metazoa, Arthropoda, Insecta, Diptera, Drosophilidae. Gene Ontology annotation, cellular component: nuclear cap binding complex. Gene Ontology annotation, molecular function: RNA cap binding. Gene Ontology annotation, biological process: mRNA cis splicing, via spliceosome.
UACAGCAAUAUUGACAUAACUACUGAGCCGAAAUAGAGCAAAUCUGAUUAGUUUGCGUUGAAUGGAAUUCUAGCUCAAGAACAUGACGACGUCUAUCGAAUUGAGCUCGUAUCGCGACCAGCACUUCAAGGGCUCACGCUUCGAGCAGGAACGCUCCUUGCGAGACUCGAGCACACUCUAUGUUGGCAAUUUAUCAUUUUACACAGCCGAGGAGCAAAUACACGAGCUCUUCUCACGCUGCGGCGAUGUACGCAUGGUUGUGAUGGGCCUCGACAAGUACAAGAAGACGCCCUGCGGCUUUUGCUUUGUGGAAUAUUACAAGCGAUCCGAAGCUGAGGCCGCCAUGAGAUUUGUGAAUGGUACGCGACUGGACGAUCGACUAAUUCGUGUCGAUUGGGACGCCGGCUUCAUUGAGGGCCGUCAAUACGGACGCGGCAAGACUGGCGGACAGGUGCGCGACGAAUAUAGAACUGAUUACGAUGCAGCCCGAGGCGGUUACGGCAAGCUUCUCACACAAAAGAUUGCGCCCAAUCCGGACAACCGCUAGAGAAGAGAUAAACCGAGAUUAAGGGAAGGCAUACUACUUAUUAUACCCGAGUCACAACAUUUUAUGCAUCUACUUUGGAACUUUGCAGGU